This is a messenger RNA of Sitophilus oryzae (rice weevil), 1031 nucleotides long. Its product is annotated as platelet-activating factor acetylhydrolase IB subunit gamma-like. The record is from RefSeq and is a predicted model, not a curated record. Bases 215 to 886 code for a protein of 223 amino acids. NCBI's taxonomy places the organism in Eukaryota, Metazoa, Arthropoda, Insecta, Coleoptera, Curculionidae. The transcript is spliced from 4 exons.
AAUCCAACAGAAAUAAGAUAGAUUUCACAGGUUAGAAUUUCAACGUCAUGCUCUCUAUGUUAUGUUAUUUUGUGUUGUUUUGGUUUAAGGUAGUUUCACAUAGAAAUAUUUGAAUUAUUAAACGUAGAGAAUAUGUGAUUUUUUUUUUUUCGUUUAUUAUAGUUUAGUUUUUAUUUUAUAUUUUAUUAAUUUUUGUGUUUAAAAAAAACAAACAAUGAAUCCUUGUAUUAUACCAACUGCAUCCGAAGACACUGUAGGAGAUGGGAGGUGGAUAUCUAUGCACAACAGAUUUGUACAACAAGCAAAGACCAGCGAACCAGAGGUGGUCUUUAUUGGUGACAGUAUCAUUCAGCAAUUACAGUUCAGCACUCUAUGGACUGAGAGAAUCAGUGCCUUACACUGUAUAAACUUUGGUAUUGGAGGUGAUAGGGUAGAAAACGUGUUAUGGAGAAUAGAAAAUGGAGAAUUUGAUUUUAACACUCCUAUAAAAGCAGUAGUUCUGUUUGUGGGAACAAAUAACACUGAUUGUACACCUCACGAAAUUUUUGAAGGGAUUUUGGAAAUAAUCAAGGCAAUUAAGAAUCGUUUGGGCAAAGUUUACAUUGUUAUACCUACUAUUUUACCUAGGGGUCAGUUCCCCAAUCCGUACAGAGAAAGAAACGAUCACGUGAACACGUUUUUGAUCGAUAAAUUCUCGAAUGAAGCUAACAAAGAUGAGCUCACAGAAAAUGUGUACGUGGUACCAAUUCACGAGAACAUUGUAGGGAACGACCAAACCAUAUCACAUCACAUCAUGCAUGAUUAUUUACAUUUAACCAACAACGGAUAUACAAAAAUAUUUGGGAAAGUAUACGACAAGUUGUGUGAAUUGUUAAAAUCUAAAUAAAAAAUAUUCUAUUUUUAUUAAACUUACAGGAUAUGAUUUUAUUUAUUUAAUUUAAUUUUGACUUCUUUAGGUUUUAGUUUUUUUUUGUGUGUAUAAAUUUUUGCCAAUGGAUAUUAAACAUAAUACAUAAUUAUUUGUAAGAUUA